Marmota monax (woodchuck) is the source of this 1939-nucleotide messenger RNA. RefSeq names its product ELOVL fatty acid elongase 3 (gene Elovl3). Gene Ontology annotation, biological process: fatty acid elongation, monounsaturated fatty acid; sphingolipid biosynthetic process; very long-chain fatty acid biosynthetic process. Gene Ontology annotation, molecular function: fatty acid elongase activity. Bases 218 to 1030 code for a protein of 270 amino acids. Gene Ontology annotation, cellular component: endoplasmic reticulum; endoplasmic reticulum membrane. The record is from RefSeq and is a predicted model, not a curated record. Lineage: Eukaryota; Metazoa; Chordata; Mammalia; Rodentia; Sciuridae. The transcript has 4 exons.
GCAGUUCACCAAUUCGCAUUAUAUACGGCGGCGGCGGCGGCGGCGCGAGCCGGCUGGUCUGUAGCUCACACCCGGUUCCGAGCCCCUCCUGCCUCUCCCAGGAAGUUUCUUUCUGUCCUGGCUGCGUUCGGUCCCGCUCUGAGGUUCAUUUUGUCCUCGGCCCCGCAGUCUCUUUAUCAGCCCUCCAAGCCCUGGACCUGGACGCCUGCAGAACCAAAUGGUCACAGCUAUGAAUGUUUCCCACGAAGUGGGGCAACUGUUCCAGCCCUAUAACUUCGAGAUGUUCCAGGAUUUAAGGCCCUUUUUAGAAGAAUACUGGACAACCUCAUUCUUCAUAGUUCUGAUAUACCUGCUGCUCAUUGUUGUGGGGCAGAACUACAUGAAGGAUCGGAAAGGCUUCAACCUGCAGGGACCUCUCAUCCUCUGGUCCUUCUGCCUUGCAAUCUUCAGUAUCUUGGGGGCAGUGAGAACAUGGGGCUAUAUGGGGACUGUGCUACUUAGGGGGGGCCUGAAGCAAACUGUGUGCUUCACCAACUACAUUGAAAAUGCCACAAUCAGAUUCUGGUCCUGUGUCUUUCUUCUCAGCAAGAUCAUUGAACUCGGAGACACAGCCUUCAUCAUCCUGCGCAAGCGACCACUCAUCUUUGUGCACUGGUACCACCACAGCACAGUGCUACUAUUCACAAGCUUUGGAUACAAGAACAAAGUACCUUCAGGUGGUUGGUUCAUGACCAUGAACUUCGGUGUACAUGCCAUUAUGUACACUUAUUACACUCUGAAGGCUGCCAAAGUGAAGUGCCCCAGGAUGCUUUCAAUGCUCAUCACCAGCCUGCAGAUCCUGCAGAUGUUUAUAGGAGCCAUCAUUGGCAUCCUGACUUUCAUCUGGAGGCAGGAACAAGGGUGCUACAUCACAGUGGAAGAAUUCGCCUGGUCCUUUGUCUUGUAUGCCACCUAUUUCAUCAUCUUUGCCCACUUCUUCCGACAAACCUACUUCAGGCCCAAGGUCAAAGCCAUGGCCAAAAGUCAGUGAAAGAUUGGAGAGAAAGAGCCUUAGAUUUCCUCUUCCAAAAGGGUACUAAGGGGUUGGGCUUAGAUUUGGGAGAAUGAUUAGGGAGAUUUCCCUGCAUUAUUUCCCCAUGGGAAAUGUGCGCCAAGGUGGCAGGAAGUUAUCACAGACAAGAAGUGUCACCCUGGGGUAAGGGUGUGGUCUAGUACUUUAAUGAAUGAGUGAAGGCCAAGGAGGCCCUGGGAAGGCACUAGGACUGGAUGGGCUCCUAGAGCUGAGUUAUUUAUAUUUCUAUCCAGAAAUCUUUCUCCUUUUGUUCUAUUUUUAAAUUAAGCAUGCAAACCAAAUGGAAGAUGGAGCUUAGGGGUUUGGAGGAAGAAGUGGGCUCCUGUGAUGGGAGAAGGCUGCUGGUAAUACGGUGAUCUGCAGGUAGGAGGCUUGAGGGGUGUGAGGAAGGAUGAGGCACACACACAGACAAUAACAAUCCUAGGCCUGUAGGCACUUAAUAAAUGUCUGUUACAGACCAUAAUUUUAUUGCUGUUAGAGGCUCAAGCCCCUCAUAGGAACAGUGAAAAACGGGUGCAGAAAGGCGGAGUAACGUUAUCUCAAAGUCUUAAGCUUCCUAAGUUGCAGAAUUGACCCUUGCAAACUUUGGAAAGACCUACCAGCUGUUCUCCCUGAGACCACGAGGUGGCGCCGCAGCACCAGCUUUGACCGAUGCCAGCGCAGUAGCUGGUUCAACAACUCCACAUACGCGUGCACACCUUUGCUCCAGGAGUCCUGGUUUCCCCAUUCUUUAGGGGAGUGAAUGGGACUGAAGCCCCAGAAGCCUGGACCUUCACCUCCUUCCUCUGCAUCCAGAUUUCUUUUAGACAAUGGGGGAGGUUGAAGGGAUGAGGGCUCAACCGCAACUCUGAAUCAUCAGGCCUUUGA